AUGGCAGAUGCUUUAGCAACACUGGCUUCCAUGAUUAAAGCAAAUAAACAAGAGGAUGUUGGACCAAUUCAGAUGAGUAUUUCUGAGGUUCCAGCUUAUUGCUAUAACAUCAAAGAAGAGGAAAAGGAUAACUAUCCUUGGUAUCGAGAUAUAUUACGAUAUGUGAGGGAUCGUGAAUAUCCUGAACAGGCGACUGAGAAUAAUAAAAGAACUUUGAGAAGGUUAGCCUGCGAAUAUGUACUAGAUGGGGAUAUCCUUUAUGAAAGAAGCAAAGAUCAAGUACUUUUGAGAUGCGUCAAUGGUGUGGAAGCUAGACAAAUCUUGGAAGAAGUAUAUGAAGGCGUUUGUGACGACGAGGAGACUAGCGAUGAUCGGGCACUGAUGAUGGCACACUGGAGUUGA
Gossypium arboreum is the source of this 402-nucleotide messenger RNA. RefSeq lists its product as uncharacterized. The transcript is spliced from 2 exons. Bases 1 to 402 code for a protein of 133 amino acids. Lineage: Eukaryota; Viridiplantae; Streptophyta; Magnoliopsida; Malvales; Malvaceae. The record is from RefSeq and is a predicted model, not a curated record.